CCAACCACAACAAUAGUCGUAGAUACCAGAACAACUUCUGCACCAACAUCGACAACAGCUGGAGCACUUCAGUGCCAAAACUGCACAGAUGAGACGUGUUCAAGCACAGUAACAGUGAACUGUUCUUCAGAGACCAUGUGUGUUACAGCUACUAUUUUAGCUACCUCAUCUGGAACUACAGCAACACAAUUCUACAAGGCGUGUGCAUCUUCCUCUCUGUGUCCAGCUACGGGCAAUCAGACAUUUUCAGUUAACCUGGGUGUUCAAAGUGUUCUUGCAUCUGCCACGUGCUGCAACACGGAUAACUGCAACUCACAAAAUCUGACUGCUCCUACUCCUCAGUCAAGUAACGGCCUACUAUGUAACGUUUGUGUCGCCUCUCAGUGCAACACUACAUUACAGUGUCAGGGAGUGGAGGACCAAUGCUUUCAAUCAAUGAUGACGAACGGCACCAACAGUUUCCCAGCUUACGGCUGUGCAUCUAAAAACCUGUGUGCAGCUGCUUCAAGCCUGGGUUCUCUACCUUUCAUGCAGAUGGUUGGUACCAUAACAAGUGGACCAAACUGUACUUCAUGCACAACCACUGCUGCACCAACCACAACAACAGCUGCUCCAACCACAACAAAAGCUGCUUCAACCACAACUACUGCUGCACCAACAACAACUACUCCAACUACGACCAUUGCUGCCCCAACCACUACAACAACUGCUAAAACCACUACAACAGCUGCUCUAACCACAACAACUGCUGCACCAACCACAACAAUAGUCGUAGAUACCAGAACAACUUCUGCACCAACAUCGACAACAGCUGGAGCACUUCAGUGCCAAAACUGCACAGAUGAGACGUGUUCAAGCACAGUAACAGUGAACUGUUCUUCAGAGACCAUGUGUGUUACAGCUACUAUUUUAGCUACCUCAUCUGGAACUACAGCAACACAAUUCUACAAGGCGUGUGCAUCUUCCUCUCUGUGUCCAGCUACGGGCAAUCAGACAUUUUCAGUUAACCUGGGUGUUCAAAGUGUUCUUGCAUCUGCCACGUGCUGCAACACGGAUAACUGCAACUCACAAAAUCUGACUGCUCCUACUCGUCAGUCAAGUAACGGCCUACUAUGUAACGUUUGUGUCGCCUCUCAGUGCAACACUACAUUACAGUGUCAGGGAGUGGAGGACCAAUGCUUUCAAUCAACGAUGACGAACGGCACCAACAGUUUCCCAGCUUACGGCUGUGCAUCUGCAAACCUGUGUGCAGCUGCUUCAAGCCUGGGUUCUCUACCUUUCAUGCAGAUGGUUGGUACCAUAACAAGUGGACCAAACUGUACUUCAUGCACAACCACUGCUGCACCAACCACAACAACAGCUGCUCCAACCACAACAAAAGCUGCUUCAACCACAACAACUGCUGCACCAACCACAACAACUGCUGCACCAACCACAACAAUAGUCGUAGAUACCAGAACAACUUCUGCACCAACAUCGACAACAGCUGGAGCACUUCAGUGCCAAAACUGCACAGAUGAGACGUGUUCAAGCACAGUAACAGUGAACUGUUCUUCAGAGACCAUGUGUGUUACAGCUACUAUUUUAGCUACCUCAUCUGGAACUACAGCAACACAAAUCUACAAGGCGUGUGCAUCUUCCUCUCUGUGUCCAGCUACGGGCAAUCAGACAUUUUCAGUUAACCUGGGUGUUCAAAGUGUUCUUGCCUCUGCCACGUGCUGCAACACGGAUAACUGCAACUCACAAAAUCUGACUGCUCCUACUCGUCAGUCAAGUAACGGCCUACUAUGUAACGUUUGUGUCGCCUCUCAGUGCAACACUACAUUACAGUGUCAGGGAGUGGAGGACCAAUGCUUUCAAUCAACGAUGACGGACGGCACCAAGAGUUUCCCAGCUUACGGCUGUGCAUCUAAAAACCUGUGUGCAGCUGCUUCAAGCCUGGGUUCUUUACCUUUCAUGCAGAGGGUUGGUACCAUAACAAGUCGACAAACCUGUAGUUCACCCACAACCACAACAACUGGUCCUCCAACCACAACCACAGCUGCCCCAACCACAAGAACACCUGCAUCAACCACCACAAUUUCUGCACCAACCACCACAAUCGCUGCACCAACCACGACCACUUCUUCACCAACCACAACAAGAAGUAAUGUAUCUUCUAUUAGAAUGAAUGUAAUUCCUCUUCUACUGGGAGUCCUUUUCUUUCACCUCUUUUAAUAAAAGGAACUUCUACUUUUCUUUUGUAGUUGGGAUUUUCUUACAUCUUAUCAUAUUUAAGUGUCUGGGAAAAGCUGAACACAUACUUAAGACGCUAUUACCCCUUUCCAAGUGACUUCAAAAUUGUAAUUGUUUACAUAAUGUUUUAAAUACAAAUAUAUUUAUCUAUUUAUGAAAGUCAUUGUUUAAAUGUGUUGAAUAAAUGUAGUAGUAUGCAAUAUAUGAGUACAAAUAAACAACUAUAUACUCUACCAGUAACUAGUUAUCUGGGAAUUUUUGGUCAUAUGUUGAUAUAUAAUCAGUUGUCUAUUCAUAAAAAAAUCUAUCAAAUAUCAAAUGACUUAACUAUUCAGAACAGUAUUUCUAAAACUAGUUACGGCAAUCACACCCAAAAAACUGAAAAAAAACCCCAACAACAACAACAAAUGUGACAGUAAUAACGUUAUAAUUCAUCUGACAUAAGGGUGCACUUUUUUUUUUGCCUGUCCCAUUUGGUUUUUUAGCCGUCAGAAUUGUUGUCUGAAGAUCAACAA
Molecule: messenger RNA, 2750 nt
Organism: Oreochromis niloticus (Nile tilapia)
Lineage: Eukaryota; Metazoa; Chordata; Actinopteri; Cichliformes; Cichlidae
Product: integumentary mucin C.1
Exons: 10
Coding region: 136-2217 (693 amino acids)
Source: RefSeq, a predicted model, not a curated record